UUUCUUAUGAAAUUGAGAAAUGCCUCUCAUGUAUUCUUGCUCAUUUUCACUUGAAUACAUAUUGAUAAAAUUUGCAACAUUUAUUAAGUAUUCUAAAUCUAUUAAGUGACGCCUCACUGCAUGAAGAAAGUAUUUAGCUCUCAAGGUAUCCACCUAUAAUCUGAAUUUGAUCCGUAAUGUCCCUGGGCGCUUCCUCCGUCUGUCCACAGGAUGUCGCUGUCGAACAAAAAACAACACAUCAUUCGAUCGUAAAGUGUCGAAAGACAACCGUGUUAUAUUGCUAAAAAAUAGGGGGGGGGGGGAAACCACGCGAUGAUUCCAGUUAAAAUGUAAUUAAGGAUAACAAAUAGGCCUACUUUCUCAUGGAGUCGUUUACCUAGUGAGCGUUUAACGCGAGAUGGGAGAAGACGUGAGACGGUCCUGAUGAUGGAGAGCUGAUGGAGAACAACAGCAACGACUUCAAGCUAACGUUUAUUUAUUAGAACUGAAACAUAUUUUCAAUGGACGCUAAAUAUCAGAAGUGACGUCGUCCAUAUGUGCGCCAUUGAGGAUGCUGUUGUUGUCUUCAGAGGAGAACAUGGUCGUGCUCGGAGCCCUCCUGAGUAUCGCCGGCUGGGUUUCUCUCUACUUCGCCCUAUGUCACGUCAACGGCCGCCGCAGCUCUGAGUGGAACUGUCGCCUUGUGACCCUGCUGCACGGCAUCCUUGCCGUCAGCAUCACGGCCUACAUUGGCUACGUGGAUGGACCCUGGCCUUUCACUUAUCCAGGUACAAAGAACACACCACUGCAGAUAAGUGCUAUGUUGUUGAGCCUGGGCUACUUUGUCUUUGACAUGGCCUGGUGCGUCUACUUCCGCACCGAGGGAGCUGUCAUGUUGGCCCACCACACCAUGACCAUCCUGGGAAUCAUGCUCACUCUCUGGCUGGGCGAGUCUGGCAUCGAAGGCUGCGCCGUCCUCUUCGGCAGCGAGAUCACCAACCCGCUGCUGCAGGCGCGCUGGUUCCUCAAGCAGACAGGACACUCCGGCACGCCACUGGCGCACACUGUGGACGCUCUGUUCGUGCUGCUCUUUGCGCUGAUGCGGAUCUUCGUGGGAGGAACAAUGCUGUACUGUGAGCUGAUCUCGCCGAGGCCCAGAUUCUUCAUCAAGUGCGGGGGCGUGGCCAUGUACGCACUAUCCUGGGUGUUCAUGGUGGACAUCGUUCGCUUUGCCGUCCGCAAGAGCAAAAGUUGGCACAGGCAGCAGAGGGAACGACAACAAGCUGCUAAUGGUCACGAAAGAAAGACAGACUGAAUUCUGACCACAGAGGCCAAGUCAAUGUUCGUACGUCCACCCAUCCAUUUUCUCAUCCACUUAUCCUCACAAGGGUCACGGGCGUGCUGGAGACUAUCCCAGCUGUCUUUGUUUGGGCUGUAGAUGGGAUACCCCCUGAACUGGUUGCCAGUCAGUCGCAGGGCACACAUAGACGAGCAACCAUUCACGCUCACAUUCACACUUAGGGACAAUUUAGAGUGUUCCAUUAAACUGCCAUGCAUGUUUUUGGAAUGUGGGAGGAAACCAGAAUACCCGUAGAAAACCCAGUCUCAUUGGACACAGGUGUCAAACGUUGCUCCUCGAAAGCCACUAUCAUGCACGUUUUGCAUGCCCCCGUGCCCUCGAGCACACCUGAUUCAAAUGAUCUGCUCAUCUGCAAGCUCUUCAGGAGCCUGAUAACGAUCCUGAUGAUUUGAACCAGAUGUGUUGGAGGAGGGAAACAUCGAAAAAAAAUGGAGGAUAAUGGCCACCGAGGACCGGCGAUUGAUACCUGUGCCAUAUGGCAUCGGUAUACUGGCUAAUGAACAGCAUUAAGUCAAACGAGAACCUUGCCACAGCAGUUUUUUGAUCCGUGUCUUUUACUGUUUGUCUGUCAGGCACCUUUGAAUGUCAAAUAGUUUUAUUACUUUAGUUUUAUUUUGGGCGGUUUGGAAUGUUAGAAUGUUUGAUAUGAAACAGUUUAAUUGUAAUUAAUGUGGCAAAAUGUUCGUUGUCGAGAGGUUGGGGGUUUGAAUCUCAACUCUGGCCUUCCUGUCAAGAAUUUUCAUGUUCUCCCCGCGCUUGGGAUUUUUCUAGUUGUUGUUAAUUGGAUAAUGUGCCCAUAGGUGUAACUAUGUCUGGAGGGUUGUUUGUGUACAUGUGCCCUGCGAUGAGUUAGUAACCAGUCAAGAGCGGUCCCACCCUUUUAUCGCAAAUUUUGUGUGUGUGUGUGUGUGUGUGUGUGUGUGUGUGUGUGUGUGUGUGUGUGAGAGAGAGAGAGAGAGAGAGAGAGAGAGAGAGAGA
Hippocampus zosterae (dwarf seahorse) is the source of this 2317-nucleotide messenger RNA. It is a transcript of the gene tlcd5a, whose product is annotated as TLC domain containing 5a. Gene Ontology annotation, cellular component: membrane. Bases 551 to 1294 code for a protein of 247 amino acids. Lineage: Eukaryota; Metazoa; Chordata; Actinopteri; Syngnathiformes; Syngnathidae. The record is from RefSeq and is a predicted model, not a curated record. The transcript is spliced from 3 exons.